Gallus gallus (chicken) is the source of this 7102-nucleotide messenger RNA. RefSeq names its product dedicator of cytokinesis 2 (gene DOCK2). The record is from RefSeq and is a predicted model, not a curated record. Gene Ontology annotation, biological process: cell migration; small GTPase-mediated signal transduction. The transcript is spliced from 34 exons. NCBI's taxonomy places the organism in Eukaryota, Metazoa, Chordata, Aves, Galliformes, Phasianidae. Gene Ontology annotation, molecular function: guanyl-nucleotide exchange factor activity; small GTPase binding. Gene Ontology annotation, cellular component: plasma membrane; cytoplasm. Bases 194 to 3622 code for a protein of 1142 amino acids.
AGCUCAGAAGAGCAGCAAAUCUCACAGAACCCAUACAGCUGCCUCGGCCCGCUUCAGUCUCCUCCUAGUUCGCAGUAACAGCAGCUGAGAAACAGAUUUGCUUCCAGCUCUUUUUUUGGGUUGUCCAUCUUGAAACCUAUCGAACUCGUUUUCCUCAGCGCUGGGCGUCCCGUGGAGCCGUGCAGACUCAUGCAUGAUGGCAACAUGGCACAAGACGGAGAAGAAGAGUGGUGUGGCAAUAUACAAUUUCAAAGGCACGGGAAUACAACAGCUACCUCUGCAAAUUGGUGAUGUGGUCCAUAUCUUGGAGUCCUGUGAAGAUUGGUACAAGGGAUAUUUAGUAAGACAUAAAGGAUCAGAGGGAAUAUUUCCUAAAUCUUUUAUUUGCAUCAAGGAAGUUACUGUUGAAAAGAAAAGACACACAGAAAAUGUAAUACCUGCUGAAAUUCCCUUAGUUCAAGAAGUUACCACUACACUCUGGGAAUGGGGAAGCAUCUGGAAACAGCUCUAUGUGACAAAUAAGAAAGAGAGGUUCCAGCAGGUACAGUCUAUGAUGUAUGACUUGAUGGAGUGGAGGUCGCAGCUUCUGUCCGGGACUCUGCCAAAAGAUGAGCUUAAAGAACUCAAACAGAAAGUCACUUCCAAAAUUGACUAUGGUAACAAGAUACUUGAGCUAGAUCUGAUAGUUAGAGACGAAGAUGGAAAUAUCCUGGAUCCAGAUAAAACCAGUGUCAUCAGCCUAUUUCAUGCACAUGAAGAAGCAACUAACAAAAUCACUGAGCGAAUUAAAGAGGAAAUGUCAAAGGAUCAACCAGAUUAUGCAUCAUACUCCCGAAUGUCUUCAUCCCCCACUCAUAGUCUAUAUGUCUUUGUGCGGAAUUUUGUUUGCCGAAUUGGAGAGGAUGCAGAGCUCUUUAUGUCACUGUAUGAUCCACAGAAAUCAACAAUUAUAAGUGAGAACUACUUGGUGAGAUGGGGGAGUAAAGGCUUUCCAAAGGAAAUUGAUAUGCUCAACAAUCUGAAAGUAGUGUUUACAGAUCUCGGAAAUAAAGACCUUAGCAGAGAUAAAGUUUAUUUGGUUUGUCAAAUAGUCCGAGUUGGAAGGAUGGAUCUUAAAGAUAGUAACUCAAAGAAAUACACACAAGGACUAAGGAGGCCUUUUGGAGUGGCAGUCAUGGAUAUUACAGAUAUCAUAAAAGGAAAAGCGGAAAGUGAUGAAGAAAAGCAACAUUUCAUACCUUUUCAUCCGGUCGUGGCAGAGAGUGACUUUCUGCACAGUCUCCUAAGCAAAAUCACAGCAUCAAAAGGAGAUAGUGGAGGACAAGGUCUCUGGGUAACUGUGAAAAUGCUUGUUGGAGAUGUGAUUCAAACAAGGAAGGACUAUCCGCAUCUUGUAGACAGAACAACAGUUGUUGCUAGAAAGCUAGGAUUUCCCGAAAUAAUCAUGCCAGGAGACAUAAGAAAUGACAUUUAUAUUACACUGCUGUAUGGAGAUUUUGAUAAAUACAAUAAAACAACUCAGAGAAGUGUGGAAGUAAUAAUGUGUGUUUGUGAUGAAGAAGGGAAAACCAUACCAAACGCUGUUUGCCUGGGAGCAGGGGACAAACCCGUGAGUGAAUAUCGAUCGGUUCUCUACUACCAGGUCAAACAGCCGCGCUGGAUGGAGACCUUAAAGGUAGCAGUUCCUAUUGAAGACAUGCAAAGGGUGCAUCUGCGCUUCACCUUCAGACACAGGUCAUCUCAAGAGUCUAAAGAUAAAGGAGAAAAGAAUUUUGCAAUGGCCUACAUAAGGCUAAUGAAGGAGGAUGGAACAACUCUUCAAGAUGGCAUCCAUGAUUUGUUAGUCCUAAAGGGUGACAGUAAAAAAAUGGAGGAUGCUAGUGCAUAUUUGACAUUGCCUUCUACACGUCUACAUAUAGAAAAUAAAGCAGCAACCCUAGGCAGAAACUCAAGUAUUGUAGGUGGGCUCUCAGUAAGCUCACGUGAUGCGUUUUAUAUUUCAACUCUUGUUUGUUCUACAAAGUUAACUCAGAAUGUGGGCUUACUAGGUCUGUUGAAGUGGCGCAUGAAGCCAGAGCUGCUACAGGAGAACCUGGAAAAACUGAAGAUUGUGGAUGGAGAGGAAGUUGUGAAAUUUCUCCAGGAUACUCUGGAUGCCUUGUUUAACAUCAUGAUGGAACAUUCCCACAGUAAUGAGUAUGAUAUCCUUGUCUUUGAUGCACUGAUAUAUAUCAUAGGACUCAUUGCAGACCGCAAGUUUCAACAUUUUAACACUGUUUUGGAAGCAUAUAUCCAACAGCAUUUUAGUGCAACCUUGGCAUACAAGAAACUAAUGAGUGUUCUGAAGACUUACUUGGAUAUUUCUAGCCGAGGAGAGCAAUGUGAACCUAUCUUAAGAACUCUGAAGGCACUAGAAUAUGUUUUCAAGUUCAUUGUUAGAUCCAGGACAUUAUUUUCACAAUUAUAUGAAGGCAAAGAACAAACAGAAUUUGAAGAAUCUAUGAGGAGACUGUUUGAAUCCAUCAACAACCUGAUGAAAAGCCAACAUAAAACUACCAUUUUGUUGCAGGUUGCCGCCUUGAAGUACAUACCAUCAGUUCUUCAUGAUGUUGAAAUGGUGUUUGAUGCCAAGUUACUGAGCCAACUGCUAUAUGAGUUUUACACUGGCAUUCCACCGGUGAAACUCCAGAAGCAGAAGGUACAGUCCAUGAAGGAAAUAGUACGCAGCAACCUUUUUAAAAAACAAGAAUGCAGGGACAUUCUGCUUCCUGUCAUUACCAAAGAACUGAAGGAAUUACUGGAACAGAAAGAUGAUCAGCAGGUCCAAGAGAAGAAGUACUGUGUUGAAUUACUCAAUAGCAUCCUGGAGGUUCUGAGCUGUCAAGACCCUGCAUCAACUUAUCACCAUAUUCAAGAAAUAAUGGUACAGUUAUUACGCACAGUGAACAAAACUGUUAUUACAAUGAGACGAGAUGAUUCCUUAAUUAGUCAUUUUGUUGCAUGCAUGACAGCCAUCUUAAACCAGAUGAAUGAUCAGCAUUACUCAGUUUACAUUGAAACUUUUCAGACAAAUACAGAACUAGUGGACUUCUUGAUGGAAACAUUCAUAAUGUUCAAAGAUCUCAUUGGAAAGAAUGUUUACCCUUCAGACUGGAUGGCUAUGAGCAUGGUGCAGAACAGAGUAUUCUUGAGAGCCAUCAACAAAUUUGCAGAGACAAUGAACCAAAAAUUUCUGGAGAACAUGAAUUUUGAAGUACAACUGUGGAACAACUAUUUUCAUUUGGCUGUGGCUUUUAUUACCCAAGAUUCACUACAACUAGAAAAUUUUUCCCAUGCAAAGUACAACAAGAUCCAGAACAAAUAUGGAGACAUGAGACGUUUAAUUGGCUUUGCUAUCCGUGACAUGUGGUACAAACUUGGCCAGAAUAAAAUUUGCUUUAUACCGGGGAUGGUUGGACCCAUCCUGGAAAUGACUCUCAUCCCAGAGGUUGAACUACGAAAAGCUACAAUUCCAAUAUUUUUUGACAUGAUACUGUGUGAAUACCAAAGGACAGGAGAAUUCAAAAAGACCAAAUCACUUGAUUGGCUUAUAUUCUGGAAUGACUUUGAUCUUUGCCAUUAACUGGUCCCGUUCAGCUGAAUCUCAGGAGAAAAAAGAAGGAGGGUUAUCUAAUAUUCUGGGGAAAAAAUGGGGCCUUUUUUGAAAUUUGACUUAAAAAAAUUUCAAAUUUGUUGAAAAAUACUGAGCAAUUUUUCUUGGUUAAUUGUGACCAACUUGAAGAUGUAGAGCUUCCAGAUCUGUGCAAAAGGCAAUCUGGAUCCCAGUCUGCCAAAGCUCUCGCUUACAGAGAAACACUUCAGGGAGAAAGCAGAAUUAUUUAUAUACUGAAAAUUGUAUUCUUAAAUAAUUUGCUGUAUUGGUGCAGUAGUGAAUUCUCUGUCAUUUUUUUUACAAAUUUUAAAAAAUCAUUUCAUCAAUAUAAAAACCCAGACAUUUAUUUCCAUUCACUUUUUAUUUUGUAAUGUGUUUUUUCUUACUGUGCCUUGUGAUAGGUUAAUGGCCUGUAUAGAUCCUUGUGAUAAAUCUUUCCCAAUUUUUUCCUGAAAAUAUUAUGUGAAGGUGCACCAAAGAUUUCUUAGAUCUGAAACUAAUUUUUGGUAGGACACAAAGAUUUCCUUAGAACCUGGGCAGGACUUUUUUUAGAUGGGUUUCCUGUUCCAACCAUGUUCGCUGCUUUUCACAAAUGUCUUCUAAUCUGAACUCUUCUGCCUCCUCACUUCACUCUUGUCUGUCCUGUGCUGUAUGUUUGGAAGAAAUUUCUCAUCUGACCACAUGCACCCACUGUCAGCACAAACAGUCUGUCAUGUUUUAUAUCCCUAGUUGACUCACAGGGCAGUAGAACAGACAAUGUAAAUGAGCAGUAUUCUUUUCUGUUAACUCACCAACCCUGUAUGGACAACAUGAAACAGAAGACAUUAAAAACAACAAAAUGAAUUUUUGCCAGACCUGAUAAUUUAUUCAUAUGAUUUUAAAAAAACUUAGGAAAAAUCUGGUAUGAGGGGACUGAAAGAAGUGAGUCUAUAAACAGGACGUUUACACCCAUAUUAGAAAAGUUUUUUUACGAGCAUUGUAAGCUUGUCAUUCUCUAACAGAUUCUCUAUAAAUUUAUAUUAGGUUGUUUUCUCACAGGAUACCUGAAUGUAAUGCAGUUAGUUGGGUGAGAACAAAGAAUGAUUAUAGAAGAGCUAAUAUUCAUGUCUCACACCUCCUUUCAGAGGGCGUACACAAAUGGAAUAGAAGCUUAGUGAGAGGGUAUGUGGAGACUUUCAGCUAAAAGCUCAGACUAUUAAUCAUGGCAAUGAAUCUUGGAAUGCUUUUACAAGUUCUAAGGUUUUAAUAUAACAAGCCAAAACAAUGUCAAAGAAUGAAGAAUCAAAGGAAAGUCAUCAAAGAGUCUUAGCAGGAAGGAACACACAAAACGAGGUCAAACCAACUUUGGUAAUCAGAGAAUAUAAAGAGUAUUCCCUUUGUUGUUAAAGCUAGUUAGAAACUGCUUAAUAGAAGAAGGGUUCUCCCUUGAAGGGGAUUUCCUUUGGCUGCAAGCUUAUGUUUGUGCAAACUUGUCAGCCUACAGGUGCAAAAAAGUACCUGUUUCCUCCCAGUAUUGAGGCCUGGGAAAAAUUAUACGAAUAUACUGGCUGUCUUUCAGUGAUUUUUUUUUUUUUUAAUAAAUAACUGAAAGCCCUGUAACAUUUUAAUAUUUUAUGUUUUUUCUAAGCUUACUGAAUUAUCUUCUGCCAUGUAGCGUUAUAUAUUAAAUUAAUUGUAAUUAGUCUUCUGUUUUCCAGAUUCAAAUAUCAGUAAAGUUAUUUUAAGCUCCUCAGCACUUUGGAGCACUUUAUCUUUUUGUGAAUUGUUUUUGAUUGUGUCUGAAGGACACCAGUGGGCCACUACACUCUGCAGUUCUGUACAGGACACCACAGUCUGCACCGAACUGUAUUAACAGUGCAGCAUUUUUCUUGAAACUCUCUCCCAGCGUGUUUCCACACAUAAGUUACUUCAAAAAAAAUAUAAUAAAUCCACCAGUAUUUUUCAUUUUCACAAACGUACACACAGAGAGAAGAAAGUCUUAUCUUUUGCAUCUCUGUUGCAAGUGUGAUACAUAAAUAUAAACUUCCGAGGGUAUUUUUUGAACAUGUAAAUCUUAAUAUUUUAAUAUGCUUGGAGAAGGGGAAAAAAACGCAGUUAAGUCUUAGGCAUGUAUCAUGUGCAUUGAAUGUAAUAUUAUGGAAUAUAUGGCAAAGGCCUGAAAAAAUAAUUCCAAAUUCUGAUAUGAAGAUGAGUUAGACUGGAUUAACCCUUUCAAAAUCAUAAGGCAGUUUCCUGUAUAUAAUCUAUUGCAACAGUUUUGAAAUGACAAUUCACAAUUAUAUAGUCGUAUUGAAACACUACAAUGGCAUUUUAAAGAGGCUUUGUGUAAUUAAAGUAUGACCCAGCAAAGUGCCAGAUUAAAACAUAAUCUGACAUGUACUUACCUUUCUUUAAGAGAUAACAGUAUACUGCUGACUUACAAAUUCUCUGGAGUUUUGUUGGAGUUAAUGGUACUUUCGAGUUGGCAAGCCAUAGCGCUGACAAUUUGUGUACAGAUUUGUAGCAAUGCGUUUGCAAGUUAUCGCUAGUUUUCCAGAUAUCAUUUUAUUUACCCAUGUGAAAACCUGUGAAAGUAUGUUUUUCAUCUUUUUUUUUUUUUUAAUGUCAUGAGAGAUAAUGAUCCCUUGCUUAAUUAUGUAAAGCUACCUGAUGAAUACUUGUGAGAUUUUAGAGGGUGUAAGAGGAAAGAAGAGUAAAUAAUGUAGGUAACAGCUUCAGAUAUCCAGCUUCAAUGAAUUUAUUUUUGGAAUGCCUGAGCCUAGUAGUUAGCUUGAAGGUAGAAUGCUGACUGUGCAGACUUGGAUGGAGUGCUUUUUGAAAGCUGUUUGAGAUAGAAGGAAACUUAGAACACUUGAAGUUUUGAGGGUGGGCUGAUGAGUGACAGAUAACAAGGCGUAACCAGCAGAGAAAUAUUAACAGGUUUUUUUCUCUUUUUUACACGUGUAGAUUUUUUCAAGUUAGAGAGCUGGGAAAGGUACUUUUGACUUUACAGGCGAAGAAAUAAGGCUGCUGGCAGCUCCAGAUGAAAGUGCCAUAACUGUAAAUUGAAACUGAAGAAAUGGUUCACUAGAGGGGAAGGAAUUGGGCUUAGCUACAGAAAUCCCCGGUUUGCUAUCUUUGAUUGUUUAUAUGUCACUGUUUCCUAACUAGGGUAUAGCUAGACCUAACAAACAGCAAUUAGAUAAGGCACUGCAUGUUCAUUCAUAUUUUGUGUGGGCGAAGGUAAUUUGAUUUCAUUCUGAUAUCCCACAUUUCACAUCUGAGCUGUUCUAUGAAAACUCAGUACAGAAACUGUAAGCCUGUUUCUUCAGAUUAUUUCAUCAGUUCAUUAAGGUAUCUGGAGAUAGUCUUCUUUAUAUUAUUCAACUGGAAUAUAUUCAAACAUUUAACUUCUGGGUGUUUGUGAUAUAGCUAUGUAAAUAUAUCUUUCUGAUGCCAGCUUGAAAUGUG